UAUUGUUACAAUGGCGAGAGGACGCGAACGCGAUGCACCGUACAGGGACAUUGUUCAACGGGACAAACUUGUAUGAAUAAUGUUUAUGCAUGCGGUGGUAUAGCUGCACUGAGCAGUUGUGAUAGGAACGGUUCAUGUCCAAGCGACUUCAUUUGCUCAGCAUCAAAUUAUUGUUGUGAGUGUCCAUUCGGACGAACCAAUGGAUUUUGCUCUCAGGGAUGUGCAAAUGGUUAUACUUGUAAUACAAACGGAUAUUGCUGCCCGGUGUGUUCAAAUGGUGAAACACCUUUCGGCUCGUGCUACAACGGAUUAUGCGCUGAUGGAUAUGAGUGUCAAAAUGGCAAUAUCUGUUGUUUAGCAGCUCAGAAGUUCAAGUAUUCACGUCUUUAUUUCAUCAACAAAUCAUCAGGAAAUUGA
Molecule: messenger RNA, 417 nt
Organism: Anisakis simplex (herring worm)
Lineage: Eukaryota; Metazoa; Nematoda; Chromadorea; Rhabditida; Anisakidae
Source: the annotation of a GenBank genome assembly